Molecule: messenger RNA, 2043 nt
Organism: Drosophila serrata
Lineage: Eukaryota; Metazoa; Arthropoda; Insecta; Diptera; Drosophilidae
Gene: PIG-S
Product: phosphatidylinositol glycan anchor biosynthesis class S
Biological process (GO): regulation of translational termination; attachment of GPI anchor to protein; peptidyl-proline hydroxylation
Cellular component (GO): GPI-anchor transamidase complex; cytoplasm
Molecular function (GO): iron ion binding; L-ascorbic acid binding; peptidyl-proline dioxygenase activity
Source: RefSeq, a predicted model, not a curated record
UGCCAUCACUAACUCGUCGCCUCUCACGCCCCAUCUCUAACUGCACAAGCCAAAUUUUUUAGAUUUCUUGUAAAAGUUUCACGUUUUUUUUUAAAUUAAUCACUUCAGAAGCAUGGAAACCGCAAGCACAAGUCCGUUUAAGCCAAGACACAAAGAUAAGGCCGAAGAUAGGUAUCGAAUCGGAGCAACAGUUGCCUUCAUCGUGGUCAUCAUUGGCAUCGGCGUACCAAUGUGGUGGCACACCACAACCGUCUACAGAGUUGAUUUGCCCUCUUCGGGCAUUUUAAGCCUCAGCGAGAGCCCCAUAAAAACGGCUGUGCAAGUUACCAUCUUCACUCAGCAACCCAGUCGUGGCCAGUUGCUCAUCAGCGAACUGGAGAGUGCCUUCAGCGACAGUGAUAUAUGGUCUGUGGAAUUCAAGCAACUAUCACCGACGGCAAAGACAGUCCAGGAGGCUCAUACGCCCGCGGCCUUAGAAAAGCUAUUACUAAGGGAACACCCCCAGAGCAUGGGCGACUUCAUGUUCAUCGAGUGGCCCAACCUGCAGGAGGAACUGCUGCUCACCACCGAACGCUCGGCCCUGAUGCGAAGCGAUACAUCUUCCAAUAAGAUUGCCCAGCUGCUACAUGCCAAGAUUCUGCAGACAUAUCGUAUCAAUCAGAUACUGAGUACGGACGAUAGGAUGGGUAUCAAGUCGGAGGCCCCGCAGCCUACCUAUGAGGUGAUCGUCUCUGUCCUGAAUCCGAAGCCCCGGCUGACACACGCCCAGUGGAACAUUGCCAUGGCUGUAAAGACUUACAUUGAACCGUGGCUGGCACAAGUGUCUGGCGUGUCCAACUAUACGGUGCGUACGCAGUGGAAAUACCGCGUUGCCAUUGAGGCUGAGGUUAAGCAGGUGCGUGACCAAAGCCGCCUAGGACGCCACUACGCCCUGCAGGAGUCCGCCCUGCCACAUCUGCUGACCUCGAUUGCCCAGAACCUGAGUGCCAGCACCACAGAUAAGCCGGCCAUUAAUCUGGUGGUGUACAUACCUCCCUGCCACACAGCUCCUUUGCAUAUCUACAACAGCAAGGAUCAACUGCUAACGCGGAACGGUGUGGAUGCCUUCAUAUCGUCACCGUGGGGCGGUUUUAUCAUUGCUAAUCCGCCCGAGCGUGUGUGCCUCGCCGCCAUCAACGAUGAGCCACCGGUGCCCUAUCAUGUUAGCACCACGGACAACAUGCAGGUGAUGUUGGAUCAGCUGCACAAGCUGCUCGACAUUAGCAGCGAGUUGCAUAUAGACGGGGUCAAGGUGGUGGACAUUGAACAGUUGGAGCCCCGGCGCUGGGAGUACGAGGCGUACCUGCGGCGCAGUGCCAUUCGUCACAUAUCCACGGCCAGCAGCACGCUCCAGAGCCUUAUCAAACUUUUAGAUCAAAUCAGCUACAUUGUGAUAGACGACGACGUGGGCGCCGCCAUAACGAAUUCCUACGCCGACAUUUUGGCCGCCAAGGCCGCCCUCUUGGAGCACCGUCUCGGCGAUGCCUCGUCUUUGGCCAAGCGCGCCUUCGUGGCCUCGGAGCGGGGCUUUUUUGAUGCUAGUCUGCUGGCCCAGCUGUACUUCCCCGACGAGCAGAAGUACGCCAUUUACAUUCCGCUCUUCCUGCCCAUUAUGGUGCCAGUGCUGAGCUCCUUCAACAUGUUGCGCGGCGUGCUCCAGGCUAGGCGCAAGCAAAAAACUGCAUAAGCUCUAAGCCAUAACCAAAAAAUAGACCUCGUCAUUAAAACUGUUUAGUCGAUAAACUGCUACUAUUGGGGUUUAUUAGAUUUGCUUCGGUUUAUGUAGUACAUCUCAUUAUCAAAACCCCGGGGUUGGGUCCUUCUGCUUGCGCUGUGGUACUGUUCCGGCAUGUUUAAACUGUAGAUGGCCGUACAGAGGAUAUAGGUCACAAUAAUCCUCCCAAGCAUUCCGACAAAUUCACAAAACUUAACGAUUUAAAGCUUCCAAAACAUUUAAUUUUAACCUGUCACAAAAAGUACAUAUUUGAUAUUCAAUCCCUGGGC